AUGGCUUCUGAUGGCCCUGAGGUGGCCUUGCCGCCUUUCGAGCGCAUCUUGCUGCUGCUCGGGCUAGAGAAGUUGCCGAUGGCGGAGGAGCUGCGCCUGAUGGUCGGCGGUCGCUUCCGCGUGCCGCAACAAGUCCAGCUCACCGACAUCCUGAGCGCGAUGCAGUCCACAGUCGCGCUCGCCAACGUCGCGUCGUGGUUCUCGCACCAGUUCGACCCGACCGACGACGUGGAGCAUUACCUGCAGGACGUCAUCCGCAUGCACCACUACGUCACCUCCCACGACCGACAGCGGCAACUACGCAGCAACCACCUCGGCUGUCUCGAGUCUCCAAGGCGAAACGAUAGUGGGGUUAUUAGCGCCAAUACCAGCACAGUCACCAAGCAGCUCAUGCACUUUUACGCCUCCUUCGCAGACAGCCGAGACCGCCACCUCCUCACGAAGAUCUACCAGACGCUGGGGCUCUCGCGCGCGAUCACCUACUGCGUCGUGGCCAAGACGCUGUCAUUCAAGUUCCAGAAAGAGUUUCUCGACCUGUUCGCGGAGGAUCUACCCGAACUGCGAGACUGGAUCAAUUGGCUGGAUGAACUGGAUCAUGCCGUGCUUGCUACGAGUCGAGGAAGCGACGAAGAUGAAGUGGACGGUGAGGUAAUUUACGGUCCUGGCUACGAAAGUGCCGUAAGUUUCGUUAGUAGAGCCAUCCGUGAGCACUGUAUGUUGACGUGGUUGAAUCUGUUGCGGCCUCUGGACACCGCCAAGCGACUUGCGCUUAUCGAUGCGGUCCACAAGCUCCUGGCCGCGUCGAACAACAGCGGCUUCUUGUCCACAACCACCAGUACGUUGAAGAAGCUGGGCAGAUUUUACGAGACCACCGGCAUUUCAGCCGCCAAGCUGCUGGAUCUGGAUGUGGCGGUGCGACGCGAGUUGUCAUUGCUGCUGGAAGAGUUCCCCACCAUCAUCUUGAUCACGCUCUUCGCCAAGUUCAACAGCGAGAGGAUGAUCCAUUUGGUCGUCAAGCGCGGCCUGCCAUUCUUCCCGAAGAACGACUUGCUGAGGAUGCUGGAGGCGUUGGCUCCAGCUGAGCCGAACGCUAUCGAGGUGUUCGUGGCCACGGUCUUCAGCUUCGGCCGCAAGAAGGUGGACUUCUUGCUCCUGUUCCUCACCUUCUCCAACCAGAGCCAGCUGCGGUUCUUGGACCUCAUGGUCGCUACGUCCAACUCGCCUUUGAAUGCCGACCCAGAGGAGGAAGAAGACCCGUACGACGCCUUUGCGAGUCAAUCGCACCUGCGCGGGAACUAUUUCUUGCUCAAGCUCUUCCUGUACGCUCGCCUGAACUCGGCGGACCUUGUGAUCCAGAAGCUGUCCACACUACCGAGCGACAUGGCUCAGCAGUUGAUGUACGGAGUGGAGGUUCGCACAGCAGACGACUUGGUGGUGCUCGGUCGGGGGCUUGAACUCAUUCAGCUGCAGUGUCUUCAACCUUUUCUGCGCUUAUUUCUUGCGAUUCACCUCGAGUGGCGUGAGACGCUCGUGAAGUUGGUGGAAGAUAUGCCAGGCGAGGAAACGCUGCCGCUUUACGACACGCUGCUCAGUCUCCAUGCCACCAAUAACACUGAGUUUGGUGAUGAUAAGGUGACGACAGUCCUUCAAAUGCUCACCAACCUUGAACGGAAGGACAAGACACUUCUCUGUCGAGAUAUCCUCGUGAAUCACCCAGAUACCCAAGCUGACGGGGCUGGGACAGCCUCCCCGUCCUCGACCGAAAUCCACGCCAAAGUCCUGUUAUACCUCUGCGAGUGCGAACUCGCGCGGCACAAGGUGCUGCGUCUUCUCCGCGUCAUUCCGUUCGUGGAGUACGAUCGCCUGCUCUUCUUCCUGCGCACGCAGCGGAUGCCUGAGCAAGUGGCUUUGACUCGCCUCAUGCUGAGCAUGCCCUGCGACGCCAACUGCCGGCUCUUAGCGAAGAUGUCGGCGUGGUCCACUGAAGCCCUCGACGCCUUCUUCCAGCUGCUACUGAUGCUCGCCAAGGUCGAGUACAAAAUGUUCGCAAAGUUGAUGGGCUCGCAGUACGUCAGCGCCGAGCAAUUGGAGGUGUUUAUCACAGUGGCGGUGGACAUGAUGAACCAGGCUUCUAGUCGAGAGCUCGUCAUCUUCGCUGCUGAACUGCCCGUCCACAUCCGGAAUCUGCUCUUCGAGAUGCUCGUGGAUCGACCGGAGAAGGGGGUUCUGCUGCGCAUCAUCAGCUACUCGACUCGGAUUCCUCCCGAGUUGAUGCACGUCCUGGUCGCGCUGCUCCACCGCAUGUCGUGGGAUAUCCGUUCGUCUUUCGUCGAGCAGCUUCGUGCCUUGGACGGACCGAACGACGUACAGAACCUCGCAGACGUAGCGUCCAACCUCGAAGACAACGAGUCGCUCCGGCUGCUGGUUUUGCUCUUCAACCCGCUGCAAACCACCAUCCGAGUGAGCCUCGUAGCCAUUUUCCUGAAACUUACGGUCCGCGAGCGAGCAUUGGCGCUCUCCAGCCUGGUCAAGAUGCCCAAGAGCUCGGUGAGCGUAUUCUGUACAGCCAUGUGUAGCCCGAGCUGUGAACCGGUAAGCCCCUCAUUCUGCCGCGUUAUUGGGCUGGUUGACGAGGGGUACCAUGCACCACUGCUCCGCUUACUGAAGAGCGAGCCGCAGUGGUUCUUCCUGCGUCUGAUGGCCGAGUACUGCGACGUUGGUGAGAAGAGUCAAGCCGAAGUUACGGAGCUGCUGGAUCGGGUGGCGAGGGUCGUCUGUAUGUUCACAGUCGACGAGCAUUUCUUGGUCUUGCGAGACGUGAUCCGGGAGGCUUUGGCGGACGCGUUGGCUCUGAACGAUAUAGUGGCUGUGCUGUCGUUGUUCCCUGAGGUGACGAAGCUGCUCGACUUCCUCCGCUACGUCAGCGGGUUUGCCAAGUACGCGCGCUCGAGCCUGCUCUUCCGCGUGCUCUCGAAGUACGAGCAGCCCGCGUUCAUCUUCGAAAUGUGCCGCAUAUUGGACGUGGACGACGCCGUCUUCGCACUGAAAAGACUAGAUCGAAUGUGGCAGCGAAGACACCAAGAGCUGGACAAGGCGAUGGAGCCCCUCGCCACUUUUAAUGCACAAGUGAAAGACGACUUCUGUGACCUCAUCGUAGGCUUCAGAGGGCUCUCAGCAGCUCUGGACGAGGCAAAAGCGAACGGUCCCCUCCGACUUCCAAGCGCGACACCCCUGUCACACCAACCCGUUCCGCUCUCUCGACAUCUGCAACGAACCAGGCCGGACCAAGCCUUCCCUCGCAAGCGAACCGAGCGGAAGGCCUGGUGGCAGGACCUCGAUGACACCUCCUUCCUCUUCUUUUCGACGGCCGAGAACCAGCAAUCACCAACACAACAAGCUCAAGACUCUCCAGUAAAGUCGCCGAAAAACCUCCCUCCUCCACGCGCUUGCAAUGCGCCCCUCAGUCGGUCCGAGUCAGCACCAGCAACAUUAACCUUCGAGAACGAGAGUCCGUGGAGCAAGCAAAAGCGAUCGCGCGGUGUGGCUGCAGCGCUCGACAGUCCGCUUGAGUUCCACGUCGGGCGGGAUAAAGGCGCCGACUUCCUCCAGAAACAGCGCGAGCGCGUCUAUCAGGAGAAGGGAGCGUCACGUAUUCGGCACGCCAGGACCCCAGCGGCACUAGCGCAUGUCAUGGAGGCCCGCGUGAACCGAGCGCUGGGCAUGCGUCAGCUGACUCUGCACACUGCGUUGUCGCCGCUCUCCCGCCCUGACCCGCACACGGUAGAAAACGCAGUAGUGAUGCUAGCAAAGGCAGCACAGCUUCGGGAAUCCACGCCGCAAGGCUUUAUUACGGAGCCUCCCACGCGAGGCAUUCCGCCAGUGAGGCAUCACACACGCACGCUACCAACCAGUCCGCCAACUCCAGCAACUAGUUUGUCUCCGCACCUGAAACUCGACAAAGACGUCAGCUGCGAGCCUCUUGCUCCGUGGUGA
Messenger RNA from Phytophthora sojae, 3993 nucleotides. RefSeq lists its product as hypothetical. The transcript has 4 exons. The record is from RefSeq and is a predicted model, not a curated record. The coding region runs from base 1 to 3993 and encodes 1330 amino acids. NCBI's taxonomy places the organism in Eukaryota, Oomycota, Peronosporomycetes, Peronosporales, Peronosporaceae.